CCGUCGCUUGCUUGGAAGCUAAAUCAAAUGGGGCUCAGCUCCAUCCAUCUUGCUUUGCAGCAUGAGUGCAUCAAAAUGGUGAGAGGGCUAAUCACACUCAACGCUCAGCUUAUCCGAGUGAAGGCAAAAGGGAUGGUCACACCUUUACAUUAUGUAGCACAGAUUGAAGAUCCUGAUCUUUUAGCUGAAUUUUUAUCUGCUUGUCCAUCGUCUAUUGAAGACACCACGGUUCACUGCGAGACCGCCGUGCAUGUCGCUAUUCGAAACUGCUCGAUUCGAUGUUUCAGAGUUCUUGUUGGAUGGCUUCGACGAGUCGACAAAGACGACGUUUUGAACUGGAAAGAUGAAGAGGGUAACACUGCUCUGCACAUUGCUGUAUCUUCUAGUCAAACUGAGAUGGUGAAGCUGUUGGUUAAGAAUGUCAACGUGAACGUGAAGAACAUCGAUGGUUUAACAGCUAUGGAUAUAUUUCACCUUCAAGGAUCAUUGCAGAACCCUGAAAUAGGUAAGAUUCUACAUAAGGCCAAGGCAAAAAAAGCAUCUGAUCUCACCUCAAACAUGACACUGGGGGACUACUUCAGCAAGGAACUCACCCUGAUCGAUAAACGAGACAAAUACUUCGGAAUCAUCACCGGAAAUAAACACAACGACAUCCGCAGCGUACCUCUCGUGGUGGCUGUACUGAUUGCAACAGCCAGCUACCAAGCCGGACUUAGCCCUCCAAGUGGGUACUGGCAAGAUGAUUAUAUCCCACCGGCAAACAACGCCACCAACAACACCAACAGCACCACCGGCCUCGGGCAAGGGCAAAGGGCACACCGUGCAGGAGAAAUGAUAAUGAGCCCUUCUAAUCUGUUCUACUUCUUCACUCUCAACAGUCUAGCUUUUCAUCUGUCGGUGUGGACGAUUCUGGUUAUUAUAAUAGGCCUUCCAUUUUCAGGAGCUCUUUAUACGUCAACAUCUCUUCUUCUGUACGCUUAUUAUGCUUCCAUGCAGGCUACCAUCCCGACGCAGGGAAGCGUGGGUUUAACUGUUGGAAGGGCAUUGUACAUAUCGGUAACUGUGAUAUCCACAGUGGCGGCGUACUUAACUCCUUCGGUUGCGUUUUCAAAGCACCAGAAGCUUCAACGUCGGGUGGAUGCAAUGAGAGGGAGCAGGGUAGUUGCCUCUCCCGAAAACUAA
Messenger RNA from Hibiscus syriacus, 1182 nucleotides. Its product is annotated as ankyrin repeat-containing protein BDA1-like. Lineage: Eukaryota; Viridiplantae; Streptophyta; Magnoliopsida; Malvales; Malvaceae. The transcript has 3 exons. Gene Ontology annotation, molecular function: protein binding. The record is from RefSeq and is a predicted model, not a curated record. The coding region runs from base 28 to 1182 and encodes 384 amino acids.